AUGACUAAGCCAGGAAAGCCAGACAGCUACUGGAGGGACCUCUGUAUAAAAUAUGCCCAGGGCCUUUACCGCUUCUCGACUGGCAAACGGCCAGGGGCCAAGAAAUGGAAAAAGGCCUUGGAGAACAUCGAUGCUUGCCACUGCAGAGCCAUAGUGGUAGUAAGGAUCUGUUCGGGAGAAGCCUUCAGUGCUCCUGUGGCUUCCACAAGUCCCUUCCCAUGGAGCCAGGAUAUUCUGUCCCAGUUGGAUGUGGCACACAGGAGCCUGUUCCCCGCUGUCCUCACCACCCAACUGGCUCUGGACAGGAAAGCAGUGACUUUCCUCAAGCCAAGGACCAGUGGAAACAGUUCCUCCUACCUCCAGUCUGCGAUGGAAGAAGCGCACAGUGAGGAGUGGGCACGGCAGACCAUCCGCUACCUCUCGGACUGUGAGCGGCACAAGAAAAUGGCUACCUUCAUCCCCUCUGCAGCUGUCUAUCUUCCUCCACCAACCUUCAGGCCCCUUCCACUUGCUCAAUGGUUUGAGACGGUCCACUCCAACGACAUUCUCAGCCAUCUGGAUGAGAUGAAGGGAGUGAUCACUUCUACCUAUGGUAGAAUUCUGAAAAUGGAUUCAACAAAGAAGAUCACCAAGAAGCUGGCUGGCGGGAUCGGGGACAGUGCGGCAUGGAUGUCCAAUAUCAGAAACGAGUUAGGCCAGGUCCUGAACUCUGUUCUGACGUCGGGUGAAGGCGUGUCUUCAGUGGCUAAGCUGUUUCACCCAUGGCAAACUACAGUGCGCUUGGACAGCUUCCACUUCAUGAGGCGCUUUAACUGCGGCCUCACAACAGAACACCACCCUCUGUAUGGUAUUUUCUGUGCCAAGCUUUCCUCCUGCAUUUUUGCACGGGACCAGGAGGAUGUGCAACGCCUGAAGGAGGCCAAGAGAGAAGAGUGGAAGAGCAGCCACAGCGGGCAUACUCCCACUGAGGAGCAGCUCAUGGCCACCAUCAGUCCAGGCGAACUGAAGAGGCACUGCAGGAGGAGGACCCGUGGAGUGGAGGAGACGCGGGGCAUGAUCUCAGGGCUGCUGGAAUCAGUGUGGGAGCUGACGGACACCACAGGGCUGCGUCUGGUGAGCCAUGACAGCAUGCGCCAUGUCUGGGAAGUGCAGCAGAAGCACCUGGAGUGCCUCCAAGACCCUGCAGGUGUGGCACUGUACACGAAGGUGGGGACACUCCAGAAGGGCGGCAAAGAGUUGGACGUCCUAAGGUGUGGUAGGGGGUCCUCCUCCCUGGAGAGUUUUCACAAACACCAGUGCGCUUUUAUUCCAGGCUGGCGGUGCAAUGCUGUUCACACACAGAUGUACAUGCUGGAGGGAGUAUCGAGGUGGAACAUGGGCCGGGCCAAGGAGGCAGUAGAUGUGGAGGGGGCCUCAACCCUCAGAAGCUUUGAUGUCCGCUUGAUGUCCCACCUCAGCAACUUAAGCCAGCGCGUUCUUGGUUCCACUCUGGUGCCAGAGUUCACUCCACCCGGGAAACCUACUAGCGAGCGCAUAGCAGUGGAGUAUUUAUUGGCCCAGACCAACAGAGGUGACCUGCUGGCUCCAAAUCAGGUCCCUGAGGUCCCCUCGCAGGUACUUGAGGAGGAGGAUGAGCCGGAUGACACCAUCAGCAUGACUGACAUUCUGUGCCAGUCAGCUGCGAUAGGGGCUGGUGAUCCUCCAGGUGCUGUGGUGGGUGACGCUGAACCCGGACCCCUCGUCACACAGGUGCAGGUGCUUGAGGCGGAGGAGGAGCCAGAUGACACCAUCAGCAUGACUGAUCACACAGGUGAUCCUCCAGGUGCUGUGGAGGAUGACGAUGAACCCGGACCCCUCGUCACAGAGACCAGCCAAUGUGACUCAAGGGGCGUUGUGGGAUGGGAUGCGGUUGAUAACCUUGCAGGCUACCUAGUUGGCUUGAAUCGCACCAUCACUGCCUUGUCAAUGAAGGAGGAGGCGGACAUAGUCCAGCUAUAUACAGCUCUCCAUGACAUGGACAAGAAGCAUUCAAGCUACACCCAGAAGGCUAGAAAGAAAGGACAGACAUCAGGAGGACCAUGGAGAGCACCGAGGAGGCCGAGUGGCUCUGCUCCUGGACAGCAGGCGGCAGAGAGCCAGCAGAUCUGUCAUCAGGCUCUGCUGGGUCUAGUGAGGCAGGAGGAGUUAAGACGGAUGAGGCAGGGAGCACGUAGGCAGCGAGAGGAGAGACGGAGGCAGGGUACCAUCAAAGCCGUCUCUGCCCCCUUUUUCAUCCUGCUCUGCCGCGCCACACCACACGGCAGCUCCACCAACUGCAGCACACUUCAGGGUACCAUCAGAGCCGUCUCUGCCCCCUUCUUCAUCCUGCUCUGCCGCGCCACACCACACGGCAGCUCCACCACCUGCAGCACACUUCAGGGUACCAUCAGAGCCGUCUCUGCCCCCUUCUUCAUCCUGCUCUGCCGCGCCACACCACACGGCAGCUCCACCACCUGCAGCACAGAGGGUCAACUGGAAAGGUUUCCUGCCUGA
This is a messenger RNA of Gadus morhua (Atlantic cod), 2532 nucleotides long. RefSeq lists its product as uncharacterized. The transcript has 11 exons. The record is from RefSeq and is a predicted model, not a curated record. Bases 1 to 2532 code for a protein of 843 amino acids. Lineage: Eukaryota; Metazoa; Chordata; Actinopteri; Gadiformes; Gadidae.